This is a messenger RNA of Osmerus eperlanus (European smelt), 1107 nucleotides long. RefSeq names its product testis-expressed protein 47-like. The transcript is spliced from 7 exons. The record is from RefSeq and is a predicted model, not a curated record. Bases 7 to 759 code for a protein of 250 amino acids. NCBI's taxonomy places the organism in Eukaryota, Metazoa, Chordata, Actinopteri, Osmeriformes, Osmeridae. Gene Ontology annotation, molecular function: blue light photoreceptor activity; FAD binding.
CGUAAAAUGGCCGGAAAUUCUCUGCCCUCGACUUUAGCUGCCAAUGUUUGCGUGAACGUAUAUUAUAACGCAUACAAAAACUCAUUGUUUGCCGACUACGAUAAGCAGAAAUCAAAUGACAAAAAAGAAUUUGUUCACAGAUUGGUGUAUGUGGCAACUACAUCUUCACAAUUUAACUCAGAAGAAAAAAGGACCACUAUUGGAGAGUACUACGAUGGUUUUUUAUCAAAGUUUCAGAAAAACACACAGACUGAGGGAGUUACUGGUGUCCUCCUGUUGUAUCCUAAAUGUAUCAUCCACGUACUAGAGUCCUCUGCAGAUGUUCUGACACUGCUCCUGAAAGAUCUAAGCAACAUGGAGCAAAAUCCCAGCUCUCCUCUGCAGCAGGGGAGGAUCCUGGUGACGUCUCACAUGAUCCCGAGCCGGCUGUUCCCGUCGUGGGGUUACCGUUUUGUGACUCCGCCCCUCAGCCUGCAGGACGCCUCCCUGCAGGCCGAGCCUGUGGAGACACUGGUUCCUGACUGUCUGGCCGUCAUCUACAAGCUCUGUCUCCGCCUGCUCAAACGAAAACAGGACACCUUCCCAGGGCUGGAUGUCCAGGAGCAGGCUUUGGUUCUUGAGGAGGACACCGUCCUUCACCUCUGUCACAGUCCCGUACUGCGCUCUCCCUCCACCUAUCUGGAGGUCUACACCAAGCCCCAACACAUCCUCAUGGACUCUGAAAUUGUGUGGCCAACCCAUCGUAGGCUAUGCUGGUAGCUGGCAUGAAGAGAAGUUUCCUGACAAUCCUUCUAUCCUGUUAUAGUACAUCCCCCGAUUAUACCCUGUCUUACCAGGAGUAGUGAGUACGCAACAUAAUAUAGACAACACAAUUCCAUUUUAUUCUUAUAUUUUAUUUUCUUUGGAAAGGAGUAUAACCAAGCAUUCAUAUUACAUUUUUAUUUCAUGAAUCAGCUCAACAAUCUGCAUAUAAAACGACCGAGCUCCAAAUGCAGGACUGUCUUCAUGUCUCUAGUUUCAUGGCAUUUGUUCGUUUCUUGGUGCCUCACUAGGGAGUCCUCUAUGCUGAAGGAUAAGGCAGCGAGGUAUGAGAGAGAGAGAGAUAGA